Pectinophora gossypiella (pink bollworm) is the source of this 1936-nucleotide messenger RNA. RefSeq lists its product as uncharacterized. The coding region runs from base 21 to 1787 and encodes 588 amino acids. The transcript has a single exon. NCBI's taxonomy places the organism in Eukaryota, Metazoa, Arthropoda, Insecta, Lepidoptera, Gelechiidae. The record is from RefSeq and is a predicted model, not a curated record.
ACGUGAAACAGUACCUAGCGAUGAUUCGUAUAAUACUCAUAUUAUUUUUCGUGGUCUGUGGUGAUGUGGGAGUGCAAUCAGUUCAAUAUCGCAUGCACGUUUCUAAGAAGUCCAAGUCAAGUUCAGCGCCUUUCAGGAGUGCAUAUGUGUUCAACCACUUCGAUGAUGACCCGGAGAUGUUCAAUGCCAUUGAAAAUCACAACCCACAUGGAGCAACACUCCAGAUCAAACCUUACUCAGGAAAACGUAGUGCAUCGGAAUAUUCAGAUGGAUACAACAUGGAAUACAGAGACAAAAUUGUAUACGCAUCGGUAGCUGAUAAAUAUAAUAACAUCGAUACAAACAAUCACAAAAAUCGAAUAAGAGAUCAAAUGAAAGCACCUAAGUAUGACUACGUAUCAAAAACGCAAACUAAUGUGAAACGAAUGGUAAACGGCAAACCAUCAAGUCUCGAAUCGUCAAUUAGCAAAGUGUCAAAAGAGAAGUACGUCGAUAAAACUGGUGUAACAGUAACAGACAAAUACAGUCAUAAGGAUAACCAUACGGAUCAUAAUAAUUAUCUGGAGCCACGUGACUAUAAUGUGGCCAAAGCGGAAGCGAAAUAUAGCUCUCAUUAUUUACCUUCGAAGAUCAAAUCAGACGCCUUAUACGAAAGAUUAAAAUCUUUAAUGCAUUAUCGUCCCAGCACAUCAGAAGUCAAAACGGAUUACAGUUUUAAUCCUGUUCUUGACUUCCAUCAUGUUGAUGAUGACGACAUAAGAACUAGUUCAAGAGUGUCCUAUGAAAGCUGGCCUUAUUUUUUUCAUACACCUUACGAAUAUGAGCAUACAAAGAUUAAUUCAGAUAUACAAAAAGCAAAAGACAAACGAUUUGCCGUUGAUACCGACCACAAAGUGAUUCCUGUUCAUGAGCACCAUCACGAUAUGCCGAGCUAUUAUCGACCGCCACUUACCACAAUCCAUCAAACAACUACUCCUGAUAACCCUAUUUCAGGUCAUCAGCCAUUUUUUUCUUUUGUUCUCCACGACUAUUUUGACAAAAAAGUUGGUGAUGACGAUCCCUUGACUUUUAAGGGCUUAAAUUUAGGAGAAGAUUCAUACUACGAUUCUAAGCUGCAAGUCCAUGACGACUAUGGUAAACGUAAUCGAAGACUACAUGAAGAUUUCCCUGACAGUGACUACGAAGUUUUAGAUGUAAAUUAUGAUACCGCAGGCCUUGACAGAGGUGAGUCAGCAACAGAAAGGGGUUAUAAAAAGAAACAUGGAUAUGACCAACACGAAAAGGGUAAUAGCAAAAAUAAUGAAGAGAAAACAGUUACAGAGAAAAGCCAUCACAAAUACAGAGGUUUUAAAGAUUUUGUUGAUUCCUUCGCCAACAGAUUUGGAAACGAAGACCACAACAGAAAUGUGCAAUACGCAUUGAAAAAAAAUCAAGAUAAAGGAGAAAAAAGAAAAGGCUUUCACCGAGUUUAUCAUAAAGAUGAAUACCAAGUGGACAAUGAAUUUUACGACAAUAAUAACAUUAGUUCUCAUGGCGAAGAAAGUGGAAAAUCAGCUUUGCGCAGAGGAGGGUCUGAAGGUGUCUUACAGUCUCAUUCUGCUGCUGCUUUGGAGAAUGAGGCUGAUGCUUACAAUAAAGCUGCAAGUGCGCAUGGACAUAACUACGAGAACAAUAAAAGUGGACUGGAAAAUGUUUUAGGAUUAAAUAAUGACUUCCAUAGAUAUAUAGAUGUAGCAAAAAAGGCUGCUCUCAGCAAUAACGCUGACUACACCGACACUUACAAAUGAAUACUUCUGCUGCAAAUCUCUCUUCACAAUCGUUUUCUUAUACAAUCAACAAUGCAAAAGGUCUCCACACAUCAUAACAACAGAUGUGGUGCAGACUGUAUUAAUUGUUUCCCAUUUCAAGUUAUCGGAAUAAUAGUGCCUUAAUUAAU